AUGGCACCAGUGUCAGCUUUGGCAAAAUAUAAGCUGGUUUUCUUAGGGGACCAAUCAGUGGGCAAAACCAGCAUCAUCACCCGCUUCAUGUACGACAAAUUCGACAACACCUAUCAGGCUACAAUUGGUAUUGACUUUUUAUCAAAAACUAUGUAUCUUGAAGAUCGAACUAUUCGACUGCAGUUAUGGGAUACAGCUGGACAGGAAAGAUUUAGAAGUCUCAUUCCAAGCUACAUUAGGGAUUCUUCUGUUGCAGUAAUUGUAUACGAUGUUGCAAGUAGACAAACUUUCCUAAACACUUCAAAGUGGAUUGAUGAGGUGCGCACUGAGAGGGGAAGUGAUGUUAUUAUUGUUUUGGUUGGAAACAAAACCGACCUCGUUGACAAGAGGCAAGUCUCUGUAGAGGAAGGAGAAGCUAAGGGUCGCGACCUCAAUGUCAUGUUCAUUGAAACUAGUGCAAAAGCUGGUUUUAAUAUAAAGGCACUGUUUAGGAAAAUUGCUGCAGCUUUACCAGGAAUGGAAACACUGUCAUCAACAAAGCAAGAAGACAUGGUUGAUGUGAAUCUGAAGUCUACGGGCGGCAGUGCAUCACAGUCGCAAGCUCAGUCUGGAUGCUCUUGUUAA
Molecule: messenger RNA, 624 nt
Organism: Prunus armeniaca (apricot)
Lineage: Eukaryota; Viridiplantae; Streptophyta; Magnoliopsida; Rosales; Rosaceae
Source: the annotation of a GenBank genome assembly